Colletotrichum truncatum is the source of this 1464-nucleotide messenger RNA. Its product is annotated as protein kinase-like (PK-like) protein. Gene Ontology annotation, molecular function: ATP binding; protein serine/threonine kinase activity. NCBI's taxonomy places the organism in Eukaryota, Fungi, Ascomycota, Sordariomycetes, Glomerellales, Glomerellaceae. The record is from RefSeq and is a predicted model, not a curated record. Gene Ontology annotation, biological process: peptidyl-serine phosphorylation; peptidyl-threonine phosphorylation.
AUGUCUCUUAAAUCCUUGAAAGACAGUUUUGAUUUGAACGGUAUUGGGUCUGCUUUCAAAGCUGCCGGUCAGCAGACUAACUCGGAACUGACGGUAAUUGACAUGAUGGCUCAAGACAUUCACAAGUCUCGGGUAUACUACUCUGGAAACAUGGACGCCCCAUAUUGGCUCCCCGUGAAUGAUUUGUACAGAAUCGUCAACGAAGAAUCGGUAUACAAGGCUUUGACUCAUACUUUGAACCCGGAUCAAGUCGAUGCAACCGAUGUAAGAGGGUACGCGGCAAGGGUGUGUGGACUGAUUGAAUAUGUUGACCACAGAGACCAACUGUCGUCAUCAGGUGCGAGGAGUAUGUUUGCCAUUUUGGUGAUGAUUGAUAAGGUAGACGAAAUCAAGCAAUAUAUUGACAACGGGUUCACGGACGAAGACCUACCUCUGGUUUCUCCGCCCAAUAAUACUGGGCAUCGUCUUUGUCCGAAGAGCUUUGCAACUGGCGAGUUGGAAUGUUGGACCAUCGGGCAAACCUGGAAACGAUGGGAGUGGACAGCAUUCCAGACGUACCAGAGAAUGACAAGGUCUCCAUUUUUUGAGCUGCGACAAAGCAACAACAAGUUGCCCCAUUACGACUUGGAUGUGGGGACGGUGUUACCAUUUGUUGGUGACUUCGGCAAAUUAGAAACACUGACAAUUCACCAGGAUUCCAGUCAGGGACAACCUUUUUUUGCAGUCAAAGAACUUCAUCGCUACCGUGAGGUCCAGUAUGGCAAGCGCGAACUUGACUUUAAAGAAGAGGUACGAAGCUGGGCAAAGUCUGCCGGUGUUUCAAAACAUCCUCAUCUAAUCAGACUGUUGGCUACAUGGAGACAAAACGAUACCUGGUGUCUUCUAUUCCCAUGGGCAAAUAGCAACCUCGAAGGAUUUUGGCGCAGUAAAACACCUGGAAGAAAUCUACGAUUUACGAAAUGGGUGUCAAAGCAAUGUCUUGGCUUAGCUGAAGGCCUGAGAAGCAUUCAUAAAAGUCGCUCAGACCCUAUGAGGCAGUGGGGAAUCCAUGGAGACAUAAAACCACAGAAUAUCUUGUGGUUUAACGACCCAGAGGACAAAGGCGGAAAAUUAGUCAUCAGUGAUUUUGGGCUCACUCGAUUUCACGGAGAAGAAACCAGAUCCAAUGCGCUUCCACCCGGAAAGGACCCUACUUACCAAGCUCCUGAAUACGGAUUUCAUAAUGGCAUUUCUCGAGCUGCUGAUAUAUGGGCGCUGGGUUGUGUCUAUUUGGAAUUUGUCACGUGGUAUUUGAUCGGCUUUGAAGGCCUCGAAAACAGCAUUCAACGAAGGAUUCAAGAUGACCGAGGACAAAUAGAGUCAUUUAGACAGGACAAGUUUUUCAAUCUCAGUCCUACAGAAAACGGCGGCCAUGGCGCGGAGUUAAAGCGUUCAGUCACAAACGUAAGUCUCUUUCAAGCUUAG